Eublepharis macularius is the source of this 3717-nucleotide messenger RNA. RefSeq names its product calcium/calmodulin dependent protein kinase II alpha (gene CAMK2A). Gene Ontology annotation, biological process: protein phosphorylation. Bases 1 to 1479 code for a protein of 492 amino acids. Lineage: Eukaryota; Metazoa; Chordata; Lepidosauria; Squamata; Eublepharidae. The transcript has 20 exons. Gene Ontology annotation, molecular function: calmodulin binding; calcium/calmodulin-dependent protein kinase activity; ATP binding. Gene Ontology annotation, cellular component: neuron projection; cytoplasm. The record is from RefSeq and is a predicted model, not a curated record.
AUGGCAACCAUCACCUGUACCCGGUUCACAGAAGAAUAUCAGCUCUUUGAAGAGCUGGGAAAAGGAGCUUUCUCAAUUGUCAGGAGAUGUGUGAAGGUGUUAUCAGGACAAGAGUAUGCUGCCAAGAUCAUAAACACCAAGAAACUCUCGGCUCGAGAUCAUCAGAAGCUGGAACGUGAGGCUCGGAUCUGCCGUCUCCUGAAGCACCCAAAUAUAGUGAGACUCCAUGACAGCAUAUCAGAAGAGGCACACCACUAUCUGAUAUUUGACCUGGUCACAGGUGGGGAACUAUUUGAGGAUAUUGUAGCUAGAGAAUACUACAGUGAAGCAGAUGCCAGCCACUGCAUCCAGCAGAUCCUGGAAGCUGUUUUACAUUGCCAUCAGAUGGGUGUGGUGCACCGGGACUUAAAGCCGGAGAACCUUCUACUGGCAUCCAAACUGAAGGGAGCUGCUGUUAAACUGGCUGACUUUGGCCUUGCUAUUGAAGUGGAAGGAGAGCAGCAGGCUUGGUUUGGUUUUGCAGGCACGCCAGGUUACCUUUCUCCAGAAGUCCUCCGAAAAGACCCUUAUGGCAAAGCAGUGGACUUGUGGGCAUGUGGAGUUAUUCUCUAUAUUCUGCUGGUUGGCUAUCCACCUUUCUGGGAUGAAGAUCAACAUCGACUAUACCAGCAGAUCAAAGCUGGAGCUUAUGAUUUUCCUUCCCCUGAAUGGGAUACUGUUACUCCUGAAGCAAAAGAUCUCAUCAAUAAAAUGCUGACAAUCAACCCAUCCAAACGUAUCACAGCAGCAGAAGCUCUAAAGCACCCCUGGAUAUCACACCGUUCCACUGUGGCUUCAUGCAUGCACAGACAGGAGACCGUAGAUUGCUUGAAGAAAUUCAAUGCCAGAAGGAAGCUAAAGGGCGCAAUCCUCACUACAAUGCUAGCAACCCGUAAUUUUUCUGGGUUGCCAGGAGGGAAAAGUGGUGGUAACAAGAAGAAUGAUGGUGUGAAGAAAAGAAAGUCCAGUUCCAGCGUUCAGUUAAUGGAAUCUUCAGAGAGCACAAACACCACCAUUGAAGAUGAAGACACCAAAGUACGAAAACAGGAAAUCAUUAAGGUGACAGAGCAGCUGAUUGAAGCAAUAAGCAAUGGGGAUUUUGAGUCCUACACAAAGAUGUGUGACCCUGGGAUGACUGCUUUCGAACCAGAAGCUCUAGGGAACCUGGUGGAAGGGCUGGAAUUCCAUCGCUUUUACUUUGAGAAUUUGUGGUCCAGAAACAGCAAGCCAGUGCACACUACCAUCCUGAACCCACAUAUCCACUUAAUGGGAGAUGAGUCUGCCUGCAUUGCUUAUAUCCGCAUCACACAGUAUGUUGACACAAGUGGAAUCCCUCGCACGGCACAGUCUGAGGAAACUCGUAUCUGGCAUCGUCGGGAUGGCAAAUGGCAAAUCGUUCACUUCCACAGAUCUGGAGCACCUUCUGUUUUACCACACUGAAGCAUUGGCUGCUCAGGCCAAGUUUCUUACUGCCUCACUACCAAGGGAAGACCCCUGCUAUCCUUUAUCUAGGGAACUUGGCUGCUGUCUCUACUGCUUGGUUCCUGCUGGGAUUCCUUUCUCACAGAGAUGCUCCACAAAUAAUCCAAUGAGAAUUUCAAAAACUUUCCUUUCUGUUUCACGUGCUCCGUGUUUGCCGCUUUGUACCAAUCUAACACUAUAGGGCAUCUGCCAGGCUCACAUCUGCAUGAAACAGCUGUCUGUGCAAAGAAGAAACCCAUGAGGAAUAGCCUGAGGGUAUAACCCUCCACCAAUACUUACCCUAGUCCUCAUGGAUCCACAUUAAUUAAAUAUUGUCACAAUUAACUGUGAUUCUCACCGGUUCAAGCUGGACUUCAAUAUUUCAAUAUCACCAUUUCCAGUAAAUCUUUAGGGAAGUGACAGAAAGGGAAGCAUGCAGGGAAGAUGCAAGCUACCAUCUGCUAGUGUAAGUUUGCCAGAUACCUUUUUCCACUGGUGGAUUUAUACUUGAUGCAGAUUUUUUUGUUCUAAUUUGCUCUUGGUCAGCACUUUGUCACUCCAGUACAAUUGCAUGUUCUGUGAAGCAUGAAUCUGAAAACUGUCAUCUUAAACUCUGAUAAACUACAUUGAUAUGGUUUUAUUCAGAGUAGUGAGAGAAAACAUAGUUAAUUUCUCUUCCUGGAGAAGUAAAGAUUUUUUUUGUGAUGGGCCCAUAACGUUUAAUAAUAGUUUUAACAGAUUGGGAUGUUCAUCCCUUUCUCCUUCUGUUGGCUUCAUUUAAUAAAAGGAAACCCGUAAUAUUUCAUUGGCGUGCUAAUGGGCAAAGUGAUUGGUGAAAGAUCCAGUAUGACAGUGGGAUCUUCCCCCAUGAUUUCUAAGCACAUGACAGCUCUUCUUUAGCAGGAUGAAGCAGGCUCUGCCAUAGAGCAGCAUACCAGAUAAAUGUCUUUGGAAAGAGCCUCCAAAAUGCUGACUGGUUUCACCUUUUAUCAAUUCAGCUUUCUUCCUUUGAGCCAGCCUUUUAUCCCAUUGUCUAUGGUAUUUUACCUACAUGCUUUCCUUCUGCCAUUCCAAGACUUAAGUUUGUCCUUAAGCAAAAGAAAAAAUAAAUUAUGCUUGUACCUUUCACCCCAGCCAUUCCCUACAUAAGCAGUUUCAGGAAAUUUCACAGUAUUGAAGAUGCUGGAGCUAUGGAAACAGAACUGCCCUUUCUAUUAGAAAUAUAAACAGAGGCCAACAUUUUCCAGCAAAGAGAAUGCAAGCUUUACUAAUGACACUUUUGAGGUGUUUUGAUUAUGCUUUUAACAAACAAAAUGAAACCUUUCGCUAUCUCUUGUACUUUGAGUGCAUGCUUUUUUAUAGGAAAAACAAAACCCUUCUGUGUAAUUUCGUAAAUGGAUUUUGAGUAUUUGCUGAAAUUGAUCUUUAUGUAAUACCUAGAAGUAUCAAUUGUUUGGGGGGUUUGUGGCUGAUUUUUAAUGAAGUUGGGGUGGGGCUUACUAUGUUAUUGUUUACAUUUGGAGUUUGUGACAAAUUGUUAUUGAAAGUGCAAGAGUGUACGAGAAGGUAGAGGUAGAGGAAAGAUUUCUGUUGCGCGUUUUGGCAAACCUCUUAGGAAAGCUCUACACCAUAACAGGACUCCUUGUGAUGCUGUUUCUGUGUGCCAUGAAAGGUAUGAAUAUCAAAACUGGACAUUCUGAUGGACCUUAAAGGAGAAUGAAGAAAUUUCUGAACUUGGAUCAAGGGACAAUGUCUGCAUUAAAAGGACAUCAGUGUCAGCUUAAGGGAACACAGGAAUGGGUCCUUCUCAAGCCUGUGUAUUUUUAUGAAUGAUAACCUGAUACCAAAUGAUGUCUCCGAUAUCAUUGUUGUGUCAUUCUGAUGACAUAUGGAGGGCUGAAAGAUUUCUAUUAUUGGCAUCACCUUCUUGCCUUCCAGUAGGGGUAUGAGAAGUGUGAUGAUUAUUAUUUUUGGCAUUCAUUCUGUUUCUUGUUCCCUUUUAUUUUUACCAAUUUUAGCAGCCUUUACUCUUUAAUGUGAGAUUAACUACAGUGCUCUUCGACUUCCAGAGGAACUUAUAAAUGGCACUUUCUUCAUUUGCAUGAUAUUUAACUUCAUAAACUAUGUGUACUUCAAAGCAAAUGAAAAUGCUUGCUUGGGACAAUAAUAUCAAAAGGGGGGGGUAUACUCUGUAUAAAUUCUGAAUGGUGUAAUUUU